AUGGCAAUGGGUUUGGUAUUUCUGGGUACCCAGCCCCACCCGUCCCGAAAAGGCCAGACUUUACCUAGUGUUAGCGGGCUUGGGCUUGGGUCUGGGACUGAUUUACAGGCCCGCCCUCGAGUACGAGUCGGUUUUCAAUGUAAUGGAUUUCGGCCUGCAGCAAAUUGCGAGAACGAUGACAAGGAGUUUUUGCGAUUCAAUUUCGUAACCGACUCAACAAUUAAAGAAAUAAAAUCUGUUGAUGGUAAGAAAGUUCAUAUCAAUGUUUUUGCCUGCUACAACCUGAAGAUAAAAUCUAUUAAGAUCUCAACACCUGGAGAUAGUCCCAACACUGGUGGAAUUCAAGUUGGGUCAUCAAAAGGGAUUAAGAUCUACGAUUCAGCGAUAAGUACUGGUGAUGCUUGUGUCUCUGUUAGUCCUGGAAGUGAAAACAUUCUAGUCUCCGAUGUUUUCUGUGGACAAGGACAUGGGAUUAGUGUUGGUAGUCUUGGAAGGACUCCAAAUGAGGAAGCUAUUACCGGUUUGACAGUACAAAAUUGCACCUUCACAGGCAUGAGUAAUGGUGUAAGAAUCCAGACAUGGCCUGAUUCUUAUGAGAGCACAGUUUCCAAUUUAACAUUUGAAGACAUUGUCAUGGAUAAUGUGCAAAACCCCAUUGUUAUUGAUCAGGAGUACUGCCCGAACAAUUCUUGUAACAAAAAGGUUCCUUCAAGAGUGAAGAUCAGCAAUGUUAAGUACAACAACAGUCGCGGCACUUCCUCCUCCGAGGUUGCAGUUAAUCUCAUCUGUAGUGCAGUGAACCCAUGUGAAAAUGUGGAGAUUGGUGAUAUCAACUUGGUUUACAAUGACGCUGAAGCAGGUCCAGGCACAUCAUCUUGUUCAAACGUUAAAGCCAUCCUUAAAGGAAACCAGAUCCCAACCAUUUGUGUUUAG
Messenger RNA from Pistacia vera, 933 nucleotides. RefSeq names its product exopolygalacturonase-like. NCBI's taxonomy places the organism in Eukaryota, Viridiplantae, Streptophyta, Magnoliopsida, Sapindales, Anacardiaceae. Gene Ontology annotation, molecular function: polygalacturonase activity. The record is from RefSeq and is a predicted model, not a curated record. The transcript has 4 exons. Gene Ontology annotation, biological process: carbohydrate metabolic process. Bases 1 to 933 code for a protein of 310 amino acids.